AUGGAGAACAUUAAAAACCAAGCACACUACCACAAUCCUGUCAUAUUGCAGAGUGAGGACUUGACAAAUUAUAUAUUGGAGACUGCUGUUUACCCUAGAGAGCCAGAGAUUCUCAAAGAGCUGAGGAAAGCCUCUGAGAUUCACCCUUGGGGUUUCAUAGCUACUUUACCUGAGGCUGGUUCACUAAUCAGUGUACUUUUGAAGCUUUUGAAUCCAAAAAAGACAAUUGAAGUGGGAGUUCUUACCGGAUACUCUCUUCUCCUCACUGCCCUCAACAUUCCGCAUGAUGGAAAGAUUACAGCCAUAGAUAUUGACAGGAAAGCUUAUGAAAUUGGAUUACCGGUCAUAAGAAAGGCUGGAAUGGAACAUAAGAUUGAUUUCAUAGAGUCUCCAGCUCUACCAAUUUUGGACAAACUGCUAGAAGAUGCAUCAAAUGAAGGAAGUUUUGAGUAUGCUUACAUUGAUGCUGACAAAGAUAACUAUGUAAACUACCAUGAAAGACUGAUAAAACUAGUCAAAGUUGGUGGGUUACUUAUAUAUGACAACACACUUUGGGGGGGAAGAGUUGCUUGGGCUGAAGAGAAAGUUCCAGCAUAUGCCAAAGAAGGAACAACAGCAGCAAUUGAAUUCAACAAAACAAUCAGAGAUGACUCUCGUGUUGAUUUUUCUCUCACUUCUGUUGGUGAUGGACUCAAUAUUUGUAGACGUAUUGUCUAA
Messenger RNA from Lathyrus sativus (Indian pea), 717 nucleotides. The record is from the annotation of a GenBank genome assembly. Lineage: Eukaryota; Viridiplantae; Streptophyta; Magnoliopsida; Fabales; Fabaceae.